Stomoxys calcitrans (stable fly) is the source of this 1935-nucleotide messenger RNA. RefSeq lists its product as uncharacterized. Lineage: Eukaryota; Metazoa; Arthropoda; Insecta; Diptera; Muscidae. Gene Ontology annotation, molecular function: acyltransferase activity, transferring groups other than amino-acyl groups. The transcript has 7 exons. The coding region runs from base 16 to 1716 and encodes 566 amino acids. The record is from RefSeq and is a predicted model, not a curated record.
AACACCAGAGAAAUAAUGGGAAACAAACUAAAAGAGAUACCAUUUGAGAAAUGGCCGCAAUUGCGAGACUUAUAUCGGCAUCUCAUAGAUAGUCCCUCUUGUUACAAUACCAUACAAACAUUCAUCGAUUGGUAUAGCCUAGAUCCAAAUGUGCCACUUACCAUCUACACGCCCAGUGACGAGUGGGACAAGGAUGGAACAUAUAUAGCCCAUCUACCUCCCCUCGACUAUCUAUACUGUAACACCCUCAAAGAUGACUUGUCCGAUUUAGUGCAUGGAUUAAAUUGCUUUGAUAAUUCAAAUAUGGUGGCAGGUUUCCAGGAGCGUUUAUUGCCAGCUGUAGAAAAUCAUUUUCUGGAUUCUGGCUUAACCAGGGAACAGUUUUUAUCUGUAGGUGCAGAGUGGAAAACCAUUUCCAGAGAAAAAGCCCUAAACUUUAAUACAGUUCUUCCCAAUAACAUAACCACAAAAGAUUUGGAUAAAAGUCAUGCUGAACAGAUCAACGAUGUUUGGCCCCACAAAAGCCAGGAUUCGUUAAACUAUGUCAAGCAUCUCAUAAAAUACAAUAAGAGUGUGGGUAUAUUUGAGGACAAUAAUUUGGUGGCUUGGUGCUUGAUAGAGCCCCUGGGAUCCUUAAGUUUAUUACAAGUCGAAGAGUCCCACAAGCGUCGUGGCUUGGGUAAACUGGCUGCAAAACUCAUCUCCAAGUAUUUGGCCGAAAAUAAUGCUCCUGUAGCGGCGGCUGUAGUAUUUGGUAAUGUGGCCUCCCGUUGCAUGUUCCAACAACUUGGAUUUAAAGCCAAUGAAAAUGUCUACUGGUUCGUAGUUAUCUCGAAAAUUACAUUUAAGAUGUCUUUAGUGCAAAUUACCCAGGUUCAAGCUGUUCGAAAACUAAGAGACGUGUAUCUUAAAGAUUGGCCUCAGCAUUGUGUUGGCUUUUAUUGCUUGGAUAACUUCUACAACUGGAUGAAUUUGGAUGGCAACAACAAACACUUGAAAAUAUACACUGUGAGCGGAGAGGAUGGUGCUAACAGUGGUCUCUAUGUCAUUGUCGACCGCUAUCAAUUAUUUUGUGGCUCUCUCAACACAACAGACUGUACGAAGCUCACAAAUGCUUUGGAGCAAUUAGAUUGGUCUCUUGGUUUUAAGGUGAGCUCUUUUCGAGAGUGCCACAGACCCUCAGUAUUGAGUGUGGUACAAAGCAAGGGGCUGCAGUGUGAGUACGAUAGUCUGACUCUGCUAUACUACAUGCCAUGUGACAAAGCCAAGCAACUGGAGAUAGGUUGUCCCCAAGGAUUUUAUGUUAAGCCCUUAUCAUCUGCCUCUGAUGCCGAGGUUAUUGACACACUGUGGCCAAACAGACAUGACGGCUCUUUGUUUCUCAUAAGGCGUCUCAUCGAUUGGAACACAAAUAUGGGCGUCUAUGUAGAAGGAACCAAUGAAUUGGUUGCCUGGUGUCUGCGUCUACAGGGUGGCUUUCUUGGAGCACUACAAGUCAAAGACAAUUACCAGCGCUUAGGUUUGGGCAGUGUUGUUACACGAGCCACAUCUCUUCGCUUAGCCGAACAAGGCAACGAUGUAAUGGCCCUUGUGAACGAGGAGAACAGGCCUUCUCGUGGUAUGUUUGAAAACUUGGGUUUCACUGUUACUGAUCGCUGUUAUUGGUUACGAACAUAUCCAACCGUGGAAAACUUUGCAUGGCCCGAUGGCGAAUAAUAAUCAAAGAGUAAUUAAGAGCCAUGAUCGCUUACUCUUUUCCAACGCAUAGCAGUUAGAUGGUAGAGCAUAAGAACAACAAACUUUUAGUUGUCGUUUGUCCGUUCUCCUGUCUGUUUGUCAUAAUUGUAAUUUCAUUUACACAUACCCCCAAAAGCCCCUUAACUCACUUAAGUCGAACAAAGAAAAAUAUGAAACAAUUGCAAAUUUUGAAAAACA